ACAAUCCAAAAAUCUCCGCAACAAUGCUGCAUCGCGUGCUCCCCGUUCUGUUGGCCUCUUUACCUUUCACCUCGGCAUGGCUCGCUCCCAUCGUCGCCAAGGGCAACAAGCUCUUCGACUCGGAGACUGGUCUCGAAUUCCGCAUCAAGGGGAUGGCCUACUACCCGCGACCCAACAGUGGCGAAAUGGCAGACGUCACUAACUACGACUGGGCGGCUGACGAGCACGAAGAUGUGUGGAAACCUCACCUCGAGGUCAUGCAGGACCUCGGAGUGAACACAAUUCGGCUGUACUCAGUCGAUCCCAGUGUGUCACACGACAAAUUCAUGUGUGCGUGUUCCCAAGCUGGAAUCUACGUGUCUGUGGGCAUGGCUGCACCUUGCGAAGGCUGCUCCGUGGCUGAUGUGGCCGCCCCGAAAUGCUACCCAGACGACAUGUUCACACGCAUGCAAAUGGUGUACAACGCCUUUGCAGUGUACGACAAUACGCUGCUUUUCAGCGUGGCUAACGAGCCCAACCUCAUCUCUGUGGACGGAGACUCAGGAGAAGCAGUCAUGCCCUGCAUUAAGGCUAUGAUCCGGGACAUCCGGGAGUACGCUGACAGUUGUGUGGGCAGCUUGCGAGAAGUCCCGAUUGGGGUGGAGAUGGCGGAUAUCCCACCGAGAGCGCAAUGGCUGCAGUACUUUGACUGUGCAGCCAGCAAUGAUAGUUCGAGUGGCAGUGGAGACGCCUACGAACGAGCUCAAUGGAUGGGGUUCAACCCGUACGUCGAGUGUGAUCCCACUGGACACACGGAGUAUUCGCAGUCGACGGGGUUAGUGACGCUUAUGAAGGACUACAAGGACGCAGCGUAUCCGCGUCCCAUCAUGUUCGGCGAAUUCGGCUGCAACACGGGAGACAACACUAUGGAUGAAUACGAGAAUCAGCGCACAUUUUACGAUGCCAAGUGGAUGAAUGAAGAGGCUGAUAUGACGGAGGAAAUUGUGGGUGGCAAUGUUUUUGAGUUUUCAACCGAAAUUGCCAACCUCGAGGGGGAAAAGGAGCUGACGAAGAAAGCGGAUAAAGGCAAAUACGGUGUGGGGUAUUUCCAACCGGACGAUUGUGACAACGAAAACACGACGUGCGAGUUCACGGCUUACCCUGAAUACGACAACCUCAAAGAGGCUUACACGACCACCAAGAAUUCGACUGUCGAAAUGGAUUCAUUCACACCAACCAGGACGUCCGCUCUCAAGUGCCCAUCCGGUCUCUCAAUGGAUCUGCCAGAAACGCCCGACGUUGAAACUUUGUCAUGCUCCGUUGCACAGCCAAUGUGUGACGGCCAGAAGUCCAACGACUUUGACUCCAGCACACUAGCCGAUCUCAACGAGGGCAAAACAGCGUCAUCGUCGACAGCUAGUGGCUCUUCGGCGUCUGCAAACGACAAGGAGAGCGCUGGUGCGCGCACCUCACCAGUCGAAGCUUUCGCGCUGCUUUUAACGGCGUUCCUGACACUACAAUUGAUGUAGAAAAAAAAUGUAUUAUCAAAACUUUGUCUUUCCUCGGCAUGAUCCGGAGAUUUUCAAGAUUCCUUAC
This is a messenger RNA of Phytophthora nicotianae INRA-310, 1575 nucleotides long. RefSeq lists its product as hypothetical. Gene Ontology annotation, biological process: cell wall (1->3)-beta-D-glucan biosynthetic process. The record is from RefSeq and is a predicted model, not a curated record. Lineage: Eukaryota; Oomycota; Peronosporomycetes; Peronosporales; Peronosporaceae. Gene Ontology annotation, cellular component: cell wall. The transcript is spliced from 4 exons. Bases 24 to 1508 code for a protein of 494 amino acids. Gene Ontology annotation, molecular function: 1,3-beta-glucanosyltransferase activity.